Molecule: messenger RNA, 490 nt
Organism: Pelecanus crispus (Dalmatian pelican)
Lineage: Eukaryota; Metazoa; Chordata; Aves; Pelecaniformes; Pelecanidae
Source: RefSeq, a predicted model, not a curated record
GUCACUUCCUGGAACAACAGCAGCUGAAUGUGCAUCAAAUUUGAAGAAGAUUUAUACAGUACAGGAUUUCUGGAGUGUCUACAACAACAUUCCCCCCGUGACAAAUUUGCCUCUGAGAUGUAGUUACCAUUUAAUGCGGGGAGAAAGACGGCCGCUUUGGGAAGAAGAAAGCAACGCCAAAGGAGGUAUAUGGAAAAUGAAGGUCCCUAAAGAAAGUACGGCUGCAGUUUGGAAAGAGCUCCUGUUAGCAACUAUUGGAGAGCAGUUUACAGAUUGUUGUGCAGCAGAUGAUGAAGUAAUAGGGGUUAGCGUCAGCGUUCGUGACCGUGAAGAUGUUGUGCAAGUCUGGAACGUGAAUGCAUCUUUAGCAAGUGAAGCAAAAGUUUUAGAAAAGAUACAUAAACUUCUGCCGCACACAUCUUUUAAAGCAGUCUUUUAUAAAUCACACAGAGAACAUCGUGCUUUUGAAGGCCGACGUGGAAAACAUUAA